AUCCUUGAUUUCGUCACCAGACGGGAACCCGGACAAAAUGCACAGAUCUUCAGGGCACAACUUUAGCCGCACGACUUUGGAGGACAGCCUUCUCUUGCAUUUCCCAUCAUGGCACGAUUGAGCUUCCGGUAGGAUUGGUCGUGUCUACUGUGUACGAUGAGCAGCGAUGUCGCGUCUGCUGCCCAUAACGAGAGCAACUUCAACUCUCCCAGCGCACAUUUUCAGGCCUAUCCUCCCGGCAUAACUUAUGUUCAAUAUUCUCUAGAGAAGGAACCCGAAUUCUUACCCCAGAUUCGCGAACUGAUCUCGAAAGAUCUUUCGGAGCCUUACAGCAUCUAUGUGUACCGGUACUUCUUGUACCAAUGGGCCGAAUUGUGUUUCAUGGCUAUCGACACGACGGACAACAACAAGCUAGCUGGGGUCGUGAUAUGCAAAUUGGAACCACAUCGAGGAGGUCCUCUACGGGGGUACAUUGCCAUGCUCGCGACCAAGGAGACGUUUCGGGGGAAGGGGAUCGCAACCACUCUUGUCAGUAAAGCGAUCGACUUGAUGAUUGAGAAGAAUGCGGACGAGAUUGCCCUUGAAACCGAGGAAACAAAUACAGCUGCCAUGAAGUUGUACGAACGCCUGGGCUUUUUGCGGAGCAAAAAACUUCACCGGUACUAUUUGAACGGCAACAGCGCAUACAGGUUAUUGCUGUAUCUGAAGGAGGGAGUUGGAAGUAUGCCCACAGAGGUAAUGGACGAUUUCACCGAUAUUCCACAAUCUGUCCAAGAUGAGUUCCGAGCUGGUCCGCACGAACGAUAGGACAGUUAAGUCAAGGACAUGGUCUGUAUGGGUCUAUCUGCGUACCAAUCUGCAAUGCUGGUAGCGGGUGCAGCGAAACAAGGGCGCCACAACACGACCCAAGUCGCCCGAUCGAUACCAGCAUGCCUGGAAGCAUCAUGGAAUCCCAGUCGAGGCCAUGUCGAUCGCACCAGCUGGGAGUGUUACCAGGCCUUGUAUAAUCAGCUUGGGC
Molecule: messenger RNA, 1018 nt
Organism: Exophiala viscosa
Lineage: Eukaryota; Fungi; Ascomycota; Eurotiomycetes; Chaetothyriales; Herpotrichiellaceae
Product: ribosomal-protein-alanine N-acetyltransferase
Exons: 1
Coding region: 157-807 (216 amino acids)
Biological process (GO): N-terminal peptidyl-methionine acetylation
Cellular component (GO): NatC complex
Molecular function (GO): protein-N-terminal amino-acid acetyltransferase activity
Source: RefSeq, a predicted model, not a curated record